AUGGAGAUUAUGACUUUUUCUGAGUUAGUGAACAAGUGUAGGGUUGCUGAAGAGUGUGUGAAGAAGGCAGCCACUGAGAGAGGAAGUCACAAGGGAUCAUUCUCACAGAACCGAAGGAAGAACUUUGCACCUAGAGGUCCGCCUUUCAAGCGGGGAGGUUCUUUUAGGAGGCCCAACAACAACAACAACUCCCAAGGGAAAAGAAGGGAAUUCCUGGACGAGUACUUUCCAGCAGAGAUUACAGAUAGAUUGAGGAAGGAUAUUUCCUGUCUCAUUCAAGGUGAAUCAGAGACUCUUUACGAGUAUUGGAAACGCUUCAGGAAUCUCCUAGACUUAUGUCCCCACCACAAAAUUGACCAGUUGGUGUUGAUUAGCUAUUUCUGCCAAGGCAUGAAGCCUCAAGACAAGACUCUCUUAGAUGCUGCGAGUAAUAGCUCUCUGACGAAGUACAAGAUAGCGAUAGAAGUGUGGCAACUGAUCACCAAUCUAGCUGAGUCUAACCGAAAUGCAAGGCAAAUGACUAAUCAUCCCAAGGCUAUUACAGAAGUUUCUUCUAGUAGUGAGACCGCUGCUCUCACCAAGACUCUGAGGACAACAUCUUGGCGGCUACAAAUGCUUAUUACAACCGUCCGAAUCAAGGGUACUAUCAAUAAUGCGGUAAUUAUAACCAAGGUGGAAACUACAAUCAAGGUUGGCAUGACAAUUCCAACCAAGGAUGGAGCGACAAUUCCAACCAGGGAUAGAGAGAUAAUUCCAACCAAGGAUGGAGGGACAACUACAACCAAGGAGGCAGAGACAAUGGUGGAAAUCAAAGAACCACCCUCUACCCCCAACAAUCAACCUUCAAGCUCUAGUACACUUCCCUCUCAACCUUUACCCAACCCCAAGGGUGGAAUCAAUGCCAUCACUUUGAGGUCCGAAACUACAUUGCAAGAGAGGAGUCCCGAGGAACCAAGCUCAAGAGAAGACAUUCAAGUUGAAGAUAUUGUUGAGGUAGAAGAUGUUGAAGAAGAGGAUGAGGUACAAGAUACGGGUGAAGAAGAAGUUGCUCAACCAAGGAGUGGAGUGUCUAAGAAAGAUGAUGUUGUGAGAGAACCCAUUCCCAUUCCUUUUCCACACCUUGCUAGGAGGACAAAGAAGCAAGUGGGGCUAGACCCCAAGAUGGUGGAUAUCUUCAAAAUGGUUGAGGUAGCUAUUCCCCUUUUUGAUGCUAUUCGCCAAGUGCCUAAAUAUGAUAAUUUUCUAAAAGAUUUAUGCAUGAAUAAGGAUAAGAUAAAUGAUUUAGAAACUAUUCCUUUGGAUAGCUCUAGUUCUACUUUAAUGGGUGCUAUACCGGAGAAAUGUGGGGAUCCCGAUGCAUGCAUUACUAUUAUGCCAUUAUCUGUAUAUGAUACUUUGAGGCUCUCACCCUUGAAAAGGUCGGCAGCACGUUUUGUUUUGGCAGAUAAGAGCAUAAUUUCAGUGGUUGGCAUUGCGAAAGACGUCUUGGUGAGCAGUAAGGGGCGGACGUUUUCUAUUGACUUCUACAUCCUAGAGAUUCCCCCUAGUGACUCAAGAAGACCUUCAUCCAUCCCGCUUGGAAGGCCAUUUUUGAAGACUUCGCGGUUCAAGUUAGAUGCCUUCUUGGGUACAUAUUCUUUUGAGAUAGAUGGCAGAGCAGUGACCUUCAACCUUGAUGAAGUCAUGAAACACCCACCAGAAGACAACUCCAUCUUCCAGUGUGACAUUAUUGAUAAUGGCUCUUGA
Messenger RNA from Arachis duranensis, 1746 nucleotides. RefSeq lists its product as uncharacterized. NCBI's taxonomy places the organism in Eukaryota, Viridiplantae, Streptophyta, Magnoliopsida, Fabales, Fabaceae. The coding region runs from base 1 to 1746 and encodes 581 amino acids. The record is from RefSeq and is a predicted model, not a curated record. The transcript is spliced from 5 exons.